Molecule: messenger RNA, 1335 nt
Organism: Aphanomyces astaci
Lineage: Eukaryota; Oomycota; Saprolegniomycetes; Saprolegniales; Verrucalvaceae
Exons: 1
Coding region: 43-1212 (389 amino acids)
Biological process (GO): ubiquitin-dependent protein catabolic process
Molecular function (GO): ubiquitin protein ligase activity; phosphatidylinositol binding
Source: RefSeq, a predicted model, not a curated record
CUUUGCUGUAUGUAGCAGUUCAAACUCCAAAGAACCUCCGCCAUGGACGCCACGCCAACUAAUACAUCAUCCAACGAUGACAACCAGGAGAUUCCCAGCGAUCACUGGACUACCGUGCCGACAUUCAUGCCGCAAGUGCAACCGGCAGCAUUGGUGAUCAAAAUGGGCUUCAAUCGCGUGUUCCAGUACCAACCCGUGACGCAUUACGUGUUCUCGAUGCAGUGUCCAGCGACCCACACGUGGUGGGUCAUUCGGAAACGCUACUCCGAGUGUGACGCCAUGCGGAAAUCACUCUUGCGCCUCUUGAAAACCACCUCCCGGGAUGCCAACCUCGCCAACGUCACUCGACUGCUUCAAAAAGUAGCCGACAUGUCCACGUUCCCAGGCAAACACCUCCGAGACGAUGACGACGAUAUCAGGGCCGAGCGCUUGGUUGGGCUUCGGAAGUUUUCAACUUUGUUGGUGGCCAUCCGACUGAGCAGCAUGGUGCUCGCAGUGCAAACCCCGGUUCCGCCCUCGUUGUUUGUGUAUUACAUCAAUCACAUGUACCACGACCUGUCAGAUUUCUUGCAAGUGCCCGAGCCUCAAGUGCACCAGGAACUGCAUCACGUCAUUGGCAAGAUAUCUCCCCACAUUCCCCCCUCGGUGACCAAGCCAGCCAACGUGCAAAGUGCCAACGAAGGUACGACGGAUGUCAUUUGCGCCAUUUGCCUCGACGGAGUGGACCGCGGCGCGCAAGAAGUGCUCGAACUGGUGCAAUGCGGCCACACGUUCCACAAGGAGUGCGUCGGCGGCUGGCUCAAAGACCACUGCACGUGUCCUCUCUGCCGAACCAUGUCGUUUGACGAAGAGUUCAUGGUCGAAUAUGUUACGCAACGGGUGCUGUUGAAAAGUCGCCACGAUUUGCUGUACCUGCUCAACAAAGCGCGGUUCCAGUUCGACCUGUUUCGGCAACAAGACGCGGCCGCGUCGCUUUCCCCGAUACCCCCCAGUCAUCCUCACCACUAUCAUCACGACGCGUUGGACCAACAUAUCGCGUGUGCCGUAUGCAUGGACGACCUCACAGGCCGGGAUCAUCAUCCGGAUACCCUCGAGCUCGAAUGCGGGCACGCGUUCCACCGCCGAUGCAUCUACGGAUGGCUGGGAGAUCACACGACAUGUCCAAUCUGCCGGCGGUUGUCCCACUACGGUCACCUCCCGCCUACUCCUUGAAAAGCCAUUGCGCGAGUGUGUGUUGUGGCAUAUUGUCAAAUAUGUACAGAUCAAUAUGCAAAGUGAUAUUGAUAUUGAUAUUACGCUGUAAAGUUAAAAUCAUAUGCAAAGUGAACUUUGGGA